Molecule: messenger RNA, 945 nt
Organism: Python bivittatus (Burmese python)
Lineage: Eukaryota; Metazoa; Chordata; Lepidosauria; Squamata; Pythonidae
Gene: CIMIP6
Product: ciliary microtubule inner protein 6
Source: RefSeq, a predicted model, not a curated record
AUGGAAUUUCUGGAGCUUCAUGAAUAUAAGAAUAGCACUGCCAGAUCAGACCAAAGCCCAGAUACCUUCAGAAUAUUUAACCUUCAAGUACCAGAAAGAAAUAAUAUACUAGAGAAGAUUGAACGUACACCAAAGAAACAAGAAAGAUACUUACUGGAGUGGCGCAAUAACCCUCAACCACAACAUGCAAAGUAUAUUAAAAGCCACACCAAGUUGACGAAUGAGUCAAUAUUGUAUAUAGAAACAGAGGAUGCAAAAACAAAACAGAGUCAUUGGUGGCCAAGUACUGAGCCCACUGUAGAGCGUCCUAAACCACCUUAUGACAAGCAGAGCACUCAGAGGAAUGAUUUCCAGAAGCCAAACUGUAUUUUGUCUCGGCCUGUUAAGCACCCCUCUAAGUUACAGCCUUCCUAUGGAAUAGUUCCACUUGCAUCUCCUCAACUGCCGAGUCGCCUUCCGAGAAUUUUCCAAGAGCAGCUCACUUUCAAACAUUACUAUAAUGCCAGAGCAACUCCCUGCAUCCCCUAUCAAGGAAGGAAAUAUGGCACAAUUGUGUGGACAGAGAAGAAACCAAACAGGGAGAUGAUGCCUCCAGUCCAGGGGGCAGGUGCACUGGAGGACCCCAAAACAGAAAAAGGAGCCCCAGUAGAAAACGGUGUAACCGCAACCCAUGUUGAUUCAUUAGAUGCCCAGAAGACAUCACCACCCUCUGAAGCACACUUAUCAAAACCAGCACUGAAUUUGGAAACCAAGGCAGAUGCCAGAACUCCAGAAAUGGAACAGGAGAGUUCAGAGCUUCCUCAGACUGACAAAGUGGAUGAUGGUCGUCCUCAUAAGGGGGAGGCUUCCAGCCCAUCAAAAACAAAUUCCCUUGGCGAACUGCAGAGCCCCUUACCUCCUCUUUGCGAAGCUGCACAAUCACUACCUGACACUCAAGUAGCCUAG